Molecule: messenger RNA, 6788 nt
Organism: Pocillopora meandrina
Lineage: Eukaryota; Metazoa; Cnidaria; Anthozoa; Scleractinia; Pocilloporidae
Source: the annotation of a GenBank genome assembly
AUGCCAUUGCACCGUGGCAAGAUGGCGGAUGAAUUUGUAGUUGCUACGGAAAAGUAUGGAUCGGGCAGCAGAGAGAGAAAAUAUAGAUUUUCUACCGAAAGUGGAAAUAUAGAAAGAAUAGGAAGGAAGAGAGAUUCUGCAGCUACCUCAGUGCAGCAGUUUUUCAAGGUAUGUCAGCUGUGUUGCAGAGAUUCCAACCCUCCCGAUUUGAUCGGGAGUCUCCCGAUUUGAUGUCUUGCCUCCCGCUCUCCCGAUUUUUACCAAAUUAUCCCGAUUUAUCAUAAAAUUCUGAAAAAGGGGCUAAUCUUUAGAAUUUUUGGCGAUCUGUCACAUUAGAAACCCCUUAUUGAGCAUUUGGUAUGUUAUAAUUCAGGCCGGAAUGAUGUCAAAAUUUGGAUGAGAGAACCUUUUAGAAUUUCCGGGGCAGGACAUUAGAAGCUCGCGCCUUUGGCACCUAAUAAGAUUUUCCAUCACAUGGGGUUGGAAUGCAAUUACAAAGGAGGCCCCAAUUUGCCAUUAGUCCCCAUUGAUUUAAGAUUAAGAGCCAAUUUGAUGCAGAUUUUAGAGUAGUAGGACAUUAGAAGCUCUCACCAAGAUCCCAUGAUUCCCAGAAAAAGUAUGAAAUACUGCAUGCAUGGUUACAAGGGGAUCAACAAGUUUAUUACCCAACGUUUCUCGGAGAAACAAGAACUUGGUCAAAAGAAAACAAGGCAGGCACCUGUGUUUUGAGCUCAUUUUAUUCCGAAUACUGGUAAGAAUAGGUAAGCAGAGGAUGACAGAAGGGGCAAUUUCCAUGAUGCAAAACUUACAGGGACAACAAAGAUUGUGCUAUGAACUGGUGGGAGGGUGGGACAGAAGGGGGGUGGGGGAGGGGAGGGGGGAGAGGGGGUGGGGAGGGGGGUGGGGAAGAGGAAGGUGAUUACUUAACCCUCUCCCAUUGCAGGCUGUAUGAAAUUUGUCAGGACAGUUGUUGGUGAAGGUAUGCACAACAUGAAAUAUUAGACAGGAGAUCUCAAAAAUUCUCAAAUAUGCUUUGAGCAGAAUUGUUGAGAGAAAUGAUGAAAGCUAAAUACUUAGUAUCAGGUUGAAAUCUCCGGGGAAAAAAAGCUUCACACAACAUAAUUUAAAUGUUGAUUAAUGUAUAUAAUGUGGAUAAGAGACUGGCUGUAUCUUUUGUAGUCUGCCUUUCUUCCACAAGGCUACCCAGACAGUGUCAGCAAAGAUUACUUGGAAUACCAAAUAUGGGAUACUAUGCAGGUAAUUCAGGCUAUCUGUUUUUGUUCAUCUAUCUCUCUUGCUCAUUAAUCCUUCCCUCUUCCAAAAUAACAAAAUAAAAUGUAAAUUGCCCUCUUUGGAGACAGUUCCCCUUAGUACUCCCAAACCAUCUCUUAACCUUUUAGCUCCCAAAAUAUGCUCCCCUCUAGCUAUUACACAUUUACUUGUAAAUUAUUACAAGAAUUUGAUGUUACAACUAGAUGACAACCUCUACCUGAUGAGUUUUUGUACUCUCAUUUACCUAUUUGCCGGAUAAGGUAUGGAUACUCUAAGGAGAAGUUACAUGUUAGUCACUUCUGGGAGUUUAUUGUUUAACUUUGCAAUAAGGUGGAUCAAUACCCAUGGUUGCUUCAUUAGCCAAGAAAAGAUGAUUGUUUCUGCUAUGGAAGGUCAAUAAAACACUGUAAUUCAUGUUUAAAGCUGUAAAGCAGAAAAAAAAUGGAUGCUGACUUGUGUUACCUGUAUGUUAGGCUUUUUGUUCUUCAAUAACUGGUACCCUUGCCACACAAGCCAUGUUGAAGGGUUAUGGUGUUGGGGAUGAAAAAGCUACAGCCCUUGCGGCAACUAUGACAUGGAUUUUAAGAAGUGAGAUAUUUAACAAUAAGUCAUAUUCCAGUUAGGAUGUUUGAUGAGAGUAGCAUGUAAGCUGGACACUUGAUACAAAUAUGCACCAGUGGCAUACCCUAUUUCAUCAGAGAUGACUUUUGUUAUGGUUCAUGUGUGGAAUUGUGCUUAACCCUUUGUCUCCAGAGAUCUGAUUGUUAAUUCUCCAUUCUAGCCACUAGAAAUCACCUUGUAAACUAGUUACAAGAAUUUGGUGUUAGAUCAAGAUAGCAGUUUCUACCUGACAUGUUUGAGUACUCUCAUUGCCUGUUUGCUGGAUAAUGUAUGGGUAUUAUAAGGAGAAAUAACAUGUUGAUCACUUCUUUUCCCUUCCCUCCUGUCUGCUCCUCCUCCUGUUUAUGGGAUAUGUUUCCUUUUUUUUCAUAUAUUUUGUGCACUGAAAGUGAACUUCUUUCCUAUAGAUUCAUAUGGUUGUUUUUAUAAGUUCUAUUGAAGAGAGAUUUGUGUAAUUUGAUAUAUUUUUAACUGUUUAUAUUUUAAUGUUGGCAUGGAUUUUUUUUCAGGUGGGACAGGCAUGGUGGGAAGCAUUCUAUUUGCAUGGUUCCAAGGGUAUGAAGACUUUGACUUUGUACAUGUUACCUUGGGAGAGCAAUGAAAAAGGACCUGAGUUACUCUUGUCAACUUCUCCCUUUGUCUUGCUAGGAAACUUAAGACAGCCUGACAUUCACCAGCAGUAUAUCAGCCCUAAGUUUGGGUGCUUCUUCCAGGCACCUCUCAAACUCAAGUUUUCUAUGUGGAAAGGGAACCAUUAUUAUAAUUGUAACAAGCUAUUUUUCACAUUAUGUUUAUGUUAUAUCCAUUUAGGAGUAAUUUGGAUUGUAAUGCCAAGAAAUGGAGGUAUGCCAUAUGAAAGGACAGACUAAUGGAAUUGCUGUUCUCUAAUAUAUAUAUUUUUUGCUUAAUCAGUAUGAUUUGUCUUUGGGAGAUGCAGCAUGAUCAGUGUGCUGGACUCUGGGUUGAGAGGUCUGGUUUCUAGCCCUGGCAGACUCACCCUUUUAUGUUGUUGGAGGUCACACUUUACUCUCAUUCCCAGUCCCUCUCUCCACCAAGGAGUAUAAAUGAAUAUGUUUGAAUUGUCAGCUAAGUGCUAAGAGAUAACCUUGGAUGGAUAAGCAUCUCAUCCAAAGGGAAGGGAGUAAACGUACUCAUGAUUGCUUGCCAUGAGAAAAUUAUAUUGAGCAAUUAUAGUGUGUGGGCUAUUUUGCUUCAAAUGUUUAACCAUGACUUAUAUGCAUAUUAUAAAUGAAUAUAAACCUUUUAGAUAUUUCAAAAUAAUGAAAAGUGCUGCUCUUAGGUAUAAGUUUUACUAAUUAAUGAUGAUAUUUUAAAUUAAUGGUUAUUUUUCAUAAUUUUGAGGAAGUCAUAAAAUUUUACAUUAUUUACAGAUUGUUUGCUGAUAUACUGAAUGACACAUCAAUUCUGAUAGAGAUGUUGGCACCAUUAUUUAAAACAUAUUUCACUUUUCUGGCAUGUUUAUCAAGUAUAUCAAAGGUAAUGAUCACAUUUGGUAAUAUUUUUUCUAUUAUCACUUCCUGUUAUGGCAAUGUCAGUAACAAUGUAAGCAGUUUUUGGUAAUCUCAUUUUUCUUUGUGAUGGGGUGUGGAAUUGGAACCCAGUCCAUUGUGGGUGUGGCAGGAGGUGCCACAAGAGCUGCUAUGACUCAGCACCAGGCUAGAAGGGACAAUAUGGCUGAUGUUGCUGCUAAAGAUGGAAGCCAGGUAACACAUUUUGUACUUGUAAAAGCCCUAUUGUUUUUAUACAAUCUUGUUAGCAAACUGUAGAAGAGGUAUCUUUGCAAUCCUGAAUUUAUUUUAAUUAUUUACUGGUUACUUAGUGAACAAUGUACUAUGAAUUAGUUUUAUUUUUUUAUAUAUAUAUAUAUAAUUGAAAGCAAAUUUACUAAUCUUAUGCUCAUUAUUCACCCAGGAAACUUUAGUAAAUUUGAUGGCACUAAUAGCUGGUCUGAUCAUCACACCUUUGGUCUCGGGAAACUUUCUGUAAGUGUACAAAAACUUAUCCUUACAAAAAUAAUAUAGUUGAAUCCCAAUUUCAUUUUUAGAGGAAUGAGUUCAUUCCUUCACUUUUUCCUACCACUCUAACAGAAUGACAAAUUUUGUUUGAGAGCUUUUGUAAUUUGUAACCAUCUAUCUUGGAUACCUAACGAGUUCAGUUGUGGCUGCUGAAAGUUGUAUGGAUGUCCAAACCCAACGACUUUUAUAAGUAUUGCCAGACUUUGCUUCUGUCAUGAUAUCAAAUGUUAAUUUCUCUGAGAAGUCAUGUUAGCGACUGAGAGGAACAGAGAGAAAUGUUUAUCCCUUUUACACCAUGAUAUUAAUAUUGAUAUUCUCCAUACUGUCAUCUUUGCAUUUCCUAUGGUUCUGACAAGGAGAAUUUGUUUUACAAUCACAAGCUUCUUUAGUUUGCAAUCAUUUUCCCUAUUUUCAUGACCUUAACAUUUGAUUCAGCAGCUGUACUUUUUACAAAAAUUAGAUCCUAGUCACUCCCAGGGGAUAAAGGCUUAUGAUAAUUAUUUAGAAACUUAAGUUCAUUCUUUCUUGUCAAUGGAUUAUAUAAAUUUUGGUAUUUCUUUUAACUUCAGCCUAACUUGGACUUUGUUCUUCAUCUUCACAUUUCUUCACCUUUACGCAAAUUUCCGAGCUGUGUCAUCUGUUGUCAUGGAAACAAUUAGUCUGUCUCGCCUGCACCUUCUCGUCACUGAGUUCCUGUCAACAGGGCACAUAAUGACUCCGCAGGAAGUGGGCAACAGGGAACCUGUUAUAUUUGGUAAAAUGUCUGCAAAAAAAUGUGAAUGCCAGGUCUACUAAUGAUUCUGUGAUUGUUCUAUGAAGUUUAACAUGAUAAUGAAAUAAGCAUGUUUCUAUAUUUCUCAGGUCGUAACACAGGGGAAUGUCUGAGAAUUCAUUUAGGGACAGAAUUUGUUUCUGUCAUAAAUAGGUAUAGUUACUUCUUUAUUUUUCAGACUUAAAAAUGGGAAUGUUAUAUUGUGUGGUUUGUUUAACUUGUCUUCUCUUCUGACAAACAAAACAUUGUUUUGUAUCUUUCAGUGUUAAUGAUCUUGAUGCUGCAUUACCAAACUCUGAAAGCACUAUGUAUAUUAUGAAACUGACAUUAAAUCAAGGAAGAAAUUCAGGUGAUUUUCCCUGACAUUCAAGCUUUUGUUUGUGCAAGAUUUGAGUAUCAUAAAUAGCCAGUAUGGCCACUAAUUUUCAAGCCAAAAAUUCAAGAUUUUAAUGUUGUUGUUUAUCCUAAAUCUUCUUUUCUAACUGCCAUUCUAAUCAAGGUGCUGUUCAUGUAGCAUUACAUGAAGAUUCCAAUGCCACAGAUCAUCUUCAGAGCUGUUUCCAAGCCUGUUCUCUUGAUUAUGUUAUACGCACAAAACCACAUAUCAAAAAGGUAAUUAUAUUUUGGCAUCACAUUAUGUUAGUUAGUACUCAUUCUGAGGCAAGAUUAUGGUCACAGAUUCUUAUCACAACUCUCAUUAGUAUAGUAUAAGGCAGGAUGCUCAGUCACAUAAGACUUGGUAUGUAGUGCAGGUUACCUUUAAGCUCCCUGUAGCUUAGUAGUAGAACAUCAGAGUAUGCAUCCAAAUGUCUGGGAUUCAACUCCUUGUAGGUGCACUCAAAGUUUUUCUUUUUACCUGUGACAAAGCCAAUGACAUCUUUCUUUUGAUGACCAAACUCAACCAUUGUUCUCAUUUUAUACAAUGACCAAGAAACUGCCAUCAAAAUUACCGAAAAUGUAAAAAGACUAUCCUGUCACAGGAGAAAAUGUAGGUGCCAAGAACUUUUCAAAUCAGACAAUCAACAUGUGCUAAUGUGAUUGCUUCUAUGAACAGUAGCAAGCUCUACAUGGUAGUAUUUUGUUAUGUACCAUUGUACAAUUAUUGUAUUGUACAUUUCAAAGGGGAACAAAUCUUAUUUUACCUGAAAUAUUUGCUCUAAAAGGUUUUUGGUGAUUCUGAUGGAGGUCAAAGAGCACUGGAGGCCUUACAUAAUUUUUGGUGGCAAGGUAGGCUCAUGAAAAUCCACUAAAAACUAUUUUGCAAUUCAUGAAAAUAAUAGUGAUAACUUUCAACUAUGACACAUGUUCACACCAUUAUUGUAUUGUUACAUUUACUUGUAACAUUAGAGGGUGAAAUGCAUUUAAUUUCUCAUGUUACUCUGUUACUUGAAGUUGGUAAUCAAUAACAGCAAUAACUUAGCUGAAAAUUAAUUUGACUAUCCUCAUGUGUCAUUUUAUUUUUAUUUGAUCUGCAUUAAAGAGUGAUGUUUUAAUCCUUACCAUGUGAUCUAUAUUUCAACAAUGUUUUCUUUAUAUGUUUACUGUGGGAGAAAAGAGGGGAAGAGGGAGGGGAUGGUAAAGUCCAAAGAGUGUUGUAUAUCAUUCUUUAGUUCACUUAACUCUGCAUCUGAUCCAAAACUAGCUGCAACUUGGAUUUGUAAUUUCUUGGUCUUAUCUUUUACUAGACAGAACUUUUAAGAUUGUCCUAAUCUUCUUAUUAUAAAUAUUAUCAUUAUUGCAGAAAGGAACCACCUGUCUGACUGCUCAUGGGAUUUAGUAGCACUAGCCCAUAAUUUUACUCUGCAGGCAUUCCCAGCGUUCCUCAAGGGUCUCGAAGAGGCUGGCUGGGUAACCUUACGGACACAUCUUGGCCCAGAUGAAUGGCGGGCUGUUUGGAAUGUGAGGGGAAUAGAAUUUAAGAAAAGUCUUUAACAGAAUAGUUACAAUUGUUUUCAAACCACCUGUUUGUGUCUGUUAACCAAAAAAAAUAUUGCUUUAUCUCUGUAUAAGUAGAUAGGGAAGUAUGUAAGGAAAUAAAGUAUUUAAUAUGUGGUUGGAAAAUUUAUGGAUAGUUUAAUUAGCAUGUA